GUUAGUCCGUUAGUGCAGAGCUCAAGCGGCAACAACUUUUCCAGUUAACGCAACAAACUUCUUUGCUUUCGACAGAAAAUGAGGGAAAUUGUUCACCUGCAGGCCGGCCAGUGCGGCAACCAGAUCGGCGCAAAGUUCUGGGAGGUGAUAAGCGACGAACACGGCAUCGACCCGUCCGGGACGUACCACGGAGACAGCGACCUGCAGCUGGAGCGGAUCAGCGUGUAUUACAACGAGGCGACAGGUGGCAAGUAUGUCCCCCGAGCAGUGCUGGUGGACCUGGAGCCGGGUACCAUGGACUCAGUGCGGUCUGGUCCCUUUGGUCAGGUGUUUAGACCAGACAACUUUGUCUUUGGCCAGAGCGGCGCUGGUAAUAACUGGGCUAAAGGCCACUACACCGAGGGAGCUGAGCUGGUGGACUCAGUCCUGGACGUGGUGAGAAAAGAGGCAGAGAGCUGCGACUGUCUCCAGGGCUUCCAGCUCACUCACUCCCUGGGAGGAGGCACUGGCUCUGGCAUGGGCACACUGCUCAUCAGCAAGAUCCGAGAGGAGUACCCAGACCGCAUAAUGAACACCUUCAGCGUGGUGCCCUCACCCAAGGUGUCUGACACGGUGGUGGAGCCCUACAACGCCACCCUGUCCGUCCACCAGCUGGUGGAGAACACAGAUGAGACCUACUGCAUCGAUAAUGAGGCCCUGUAUGACAUCUGCUUCCGCACACUGAAACUCACCACUCCCACCUACGGAGAUCUCAACCACCUCGUCUCAGCCACCAUGAGCGGCGUGACCACCUGCCUGCGCUUCCCGGGCCAGCUCAACGCUGAUUUGAGGAAACUGGCUGUAAACAUGGUGCCCUUUCCCAGGCUGCACUUCUUCAUGCCCGGCUUUGCCCCUCUGACCAGCCGGGGCAGUCAGCAGUACAGGGCGCUGACCGUCCCUGAACUCACCCAGCAGAUGUUCGAUGCUAAGAACAUGAUGGCCGCCUGCGACCCUCGCCACGGCCGCUACCUCACGGUCGCCGCCAUCUUCCGCGGCCGCAUGUCCAUGAAGGAGGUGGACGAGCAGAUGCUGAACGUGCAGAACAAGAACAGCAGCUACUUUGUGGAGUGGAUCCCCAACAACGUGAAGACGGCCGUCUGCGACAUCCCUCCACGCGGCCUCAAGAUGGCCGCCACCUUCAUCGGCAACAGCACCGCCAUCCAGGAGCUCUUCAAACGCAUCUCAGAGCAGUUCACCGCCAUGUUCCGCCGCAAGGCCUUCCUCCACUGGUACACGGGUGAAGGCAUGGAUGAGAUGGAGUUCACGGAGGCUGAGAGCAACAUGAACGACCUGGUGUCAGAGUACCAGCAGUACCAGGACGCCACGGCUGAGGAAGAAGGAGAGUUUGAGGAGGAAGGUGAAGAGGACCUGGCCUAGACCUCUACCUUCACCCUUUUCUUUCUAUGCAACAGUUAGGGCUGGACAGUAUCUUUGUAUGUGUUUGUGUUACGCAGAAAUGUAUUAACGUUAUUGUCCAACCUUAGCAGGAGUGCAGAGGAUUCCUCCAGCCUUGGUUUCUGUCUGUUACAGGGCUUUUCUUCUCUUCUUGUCUCCUGUUUUGACUAUGAAUGUUUUUGAUCUGUUCUUUUCCUCCUCUGUUUGGACGGUGUCAUCUAAACAUCACUCCCACAUGAGUGGCAAAUAUGCAGCAUUCAGCCUCUGUCGUCUCAUAAUCCACCCAGAGAACAAACAUUGGAGCUUACUGUUAAAACUAUAAGAAGCUACGAGGCAAUCAGCUACAGCGAUGGUUAGCAUAAAUUCAAUUUUAUUUAUGUAGCGCAAAUUACAGUCAAAUUGUCUCAAAUCGCUCUGCGGAACCCAUAUGAACCCCCAGAGCAGCCAGCAACAGUGGCAAGAAAAGCUCCCUUUUAAUAGCUGUCUCUGGUGUGGUAUAUGUGUGUCAUAGUUCAGUCCACAGACAUGCAUCAAUGUGACAUCUUUAUCCAGUUAAAACAGACAGUUGUUGGUUCUUUGCCCACUCAGGGGUGUGUUGUUAAGGUGCAUGACUGUUCACACUGUUAGUCUUCUUCAAGCUGCAGCUUUAAAGUAUAUUUGUGAUGAAAGAGAAUGUAAAACUGACCAAAUCAAGGCACUCUUUGCUGAAUCUAACACUCAUGUAGAGUAUCACUUCAAACAGAAUUAAUCCGUUUCAUUUUUUAAGAGAAAACCUUAAAUAUUCUGUCUGUAACUUGUGCUCCCUAAAGAAGAGGAACGAGGUGCGGUGCAUGUUGUAUCUGAUACCAGGCUUAGCAGGGAUAUAAUGUUCCACAGAAUAACGUUGUACCGAGUGACUCGACUGAAGGGACACUUUACUGCACUACAGGACUGAAGCUACAGAGUCAGGAGCUGCUCACUCCCAUGGAACUGUCAUCUUGUGUGCUGAAUAAAGAUAUUUAAUGGUUCUAUAA
This is a messenger RNA of Acanthochromis polyacanthus (spiny chromis), 2447 nucleotides long. Its product is annotated as tubulin beta-4B chain. Gene Ontology annotation, biological process: microtubule cytoskeleton organization; mitotic cell cycle. Gene Ontology annotation, molecular function: GTPase activity; structural constituent of cytoskeleton; GTP binding. The record is from RefSeq and is a predicted model, not a curated record. The transcript is spliced from 7 exons. The coding region runs from base 79 to 1416 and encodes 445 amino acids. Gene Ontology annotation, cellular component: microtubule; cytoplasm. NCBI's taxonomy places the organism in Eukaryota, Metazoa, Chordata, Actinopteri, Pomacentridae.